UAAACCUUUUCAUGUUGAUAUCCAGUUACGCCCUCCUCAGAUCCAAGAAGCAAUGUGCAAGGGCUGCCACCACCCCCAGCGAGCCUCCAUGGUCCCCGGGCUCUCGCUGGAGUACAGGGGCGGCCCAUUCCUGAAGAAGCAGAGUGUCGAGCCGGAGAUCUUCACCUUCGAGCCAUUCACACCGGUCAAGAGCUGUGCGUCGGUCAGUGGCCGGAGCCCGGGAAGGCGCCGAGCUGUUAAAGUCCUCUAUCCAGCCCAGGUCAGAAAGUAUCUCCCGCCGGAAAAGAAGGACUGGGUGAAGAGGAUGUUCUUCCUGUUCCUGGCCAUUGUCCUGCUCCAGGUGUACGAAGCCACAGAGGGCAACGAGGAGCUCGCUGCUCCGGCGGCACCAGGCGACGUGACUCCGUUGUUGCCCACUAACAGAUCCGCCCUGGUACUGCCAAACCUGCCCAUAUCGGGGGCUGGAGCCAGCCCAGCCGUGGGGAUCCCACGGGUCAGAAUCGCUGGAUCAAUCGUCCAUGUGUGCAGACGGAACGGGUCGUCGCUCCACCAGGGAAUUGCCAGAGAUCUUCCCGAUCGGCGGUGCGUCGUCUUGGGCCUCCGUGUGGUCAAGAGCGGGGACGGCUUGAAAUCCGGUUCCCUUGCACGGUGAAGAGAUGCCGCCGCACUCUGGCGCUGGGAAGUUUGACUCGGGCUCUUCUCGCCUAAUAAGAUGAUGCACGGUGUCAGCUCGAUCGCUUGCAACUUAGAGGGGAUGUGGAGGGGAUCUUUUCAGGUCUUGUCAGGACUCGGGGCUUGAAUGUGGCGGUCACUCUCUGCAGGAAUUUGCAGACAGAGAGAGUAACUGUUAAACUUCGCCACGUUGGCUUCGUCAGCUAUUAGGCUACCCCCACAGCAUAUGCCAACAAUCCUCGGACAGUGAAUCCCACCUGACCAGUACAUUAAAUAUUAUCUAUUUAUCUAAUAUUUCCUAUUUUUCUAAUAAUCCUCCCUGCAGGACUUUGCAGGCGGAGGAGGUAACUGUUAAACGUCGACCACGUUUAAUUAUUCGUCAUUUAUUAGGCUACCCCAUAGCAAAGCUGGGGCAGUAAAUGCCACCUAACUGUAUAUUAAACAUUAUCUAUUUAUCUAAUAUUUUAUUUGUGUGCUUGCUGUGCGAGCGACUUUUGUUUGAUUGAUGGAAAUAUAAUGUAUCUUGGAACACAAACUGUUCAGGUCUCGCUCUGAGUACCUGUUUGUAACUUCAUUCACAAAAGUUUAAACCAUAUGAAUUGUAUGUUCUGAGAACACAUGUCAAUAAACUAUUUUUGGGGAAUAUCUUAGCUUAUGGUUUUACUAAUAGGCAAUAAGGAACUUUUUUACAUAAGCACAAUGGUAAUUGCAACACAGACAAAAUGCUGGGGGAAUGCAGUAGGUCAGGUACCAUCUAUAGGAAGAAGUACAGUCCUGACGAAAGGUCUUGGCUCGAAACGUCGACUCUAGUUCUUCCUAUAGAUGCUGUGUUUCCCCUAGCAUUUUGCGUGUGUUGCUUGGAUUUCCAGCAUCUGCAGAUUUCUUCAUAUUUACGUUCAAUGGUUAUUGCAAUGUUCUGAAGCCUAAUUCUGGACAGACCACCGGCAUUUUAAUAUUCUAUCUUUGUGUUCCAAUACUACAUCAAGCAAGAGCAAGUUCAUCAUUUCCCACCUUAAUUCAACUGUAAAUGACCUAUAAGCACUGAAAAAUGCCCAUGUCACUGCUGUGGUUUAGCUGUGAGUUAAUGAAUAAACAUUAGUGAGUUACAAUUAGGUAAGCAAGUCUUGUGGUCAGAGUGCAUUUUUCCUGUGAGUGUAUUUCCUCUGGGUGCUCCAGUUUCUUCCCACAGUACAAAGACCUACCAGUUAGUAGGUUACAUCGUUGUAAAUUGUCCUGUAAAUAGACCAAGGUUAAAUUGGUGGGCUGCUGGGCAGCGCGGCUCAGCAGGCUAGAAAGGCCUGUUCUAUGUUGUAUCGACUAAAUGUGUCAGAGAGACACACUGACAGCCUUUCUAAAGCUUCCAUGUCAUUCCUGUAAAUGAGGCAACCAAAAGCGAAUACAAUACUCCCUGUGUGGUUGUAUCCAGAGAUACCGGCCAUGUGACAGAUGCACUGCCACCUGGCUGGUCGGAGGACACACCAUAUGCCAAUCAACAUUUGGUCCCUCCCAACUAAUCAGUGCACACCUAAAUUACUGGUCACUUUAAUUUAAUUAUCUCGCCCAGCCCCAUGCUAUAAAAGGUGAGACUUGUCCCUGAAUCAACCUCUCUUACAGACCACCACAUUGGAGGUAAGUGCAUUGAUUUAUGCUUGGGAAGGUCUAUCGUUUGUCCUGGUAAGGGAGCCGCAGCUAUCCAAGGUCAAGGGGGAUAGCUGUCGUAGUGCUUUUCCCUUGUUCUUUGUUUGUGUAACUGUACCCUGUCCCCACACCGCUUCUUGUGUAUUGUAGUUGCUUGUGUUGACCUGACUUCCCCUUGUAAAUAAAUUCCUUAUUAUUAAAACUGUG
This is a messenger RNA of Hypanus sabinus (Atlantic stingray), 2517 nucleotides long. Its product is annotated as radiation-inducible immediate-early gene IEX-1-like. Gene Ontology annotation, biological process: negative regulation of apoptotic process; DNA damage response. Lineage: Eukaryota; Metazoa; Chordata; Chondrichthyes; Myliobatiformes; Dasyatidae. Gene Ontology annotation, cellular component: nucleus. The record is from RefSeq and is a predicted model, not a curated record. The transcript has 2 exons. Bases 53 to 652 code for a protein of 199 amino acids.